Dracunculus medinensis (Guinea worm) is the source of this 744-nucleotide messenger RNA. Lineage: Eukaryota; Metazoa; Nematoda; Chromadorea; Rhabditida; Dracunculidae. The record is from the annotation of a GenBank genome assembly.
AUGCGCACCGCUGUUGGCCCUCAGUAUAGCAGUACAGCCAAGGAAUCGAGGAGUCCUCGUGAAGUCAUUCAUAGCAUUAUUAAAGGUCAAACCGUGCACAAACAUCAGCCAACAGCUCGUUUACUCGGUGAUUUACGAAGAUCGCCAUUGAGUUCUGGAUCAGAUGGACCAAGUAUGGAAGAACCAAUUUCACCUAGGGAAGCAGAAAAAGAAGUGGUUGUCCCACAAACGCAAGUAGCAACUGUGAAAGCAUUGGAUGAAGCGGAUGAACCUCCCAAAACUCCUAAAAAUGCUGUUUCUCCCGACGGAAAGUUUCCAUCUUGGAUAUUGGAUGAGGUAAGGGAGGUAAGGCAGUCGAGUUUUUAUCGCUUGGAUCUUGGUCUCGAACUGCACACUGCCCAGACCCGACGAAGUAUACCUGGAGAUCAAGGCCGCAUUGUUCAGUGGUGUCGUUUCCCUACCGCAUUAAAAAAUAAGCAAAGGCUCACUGAGGGUUUCGUCGAUUGCCCCGCAUACGUUCAAAUGGGUGAUCGGAAUCGCAGACCACACUCGAUGCAAGCAAUUUCCCAGACAGUUUAUUUCGGUAUUCGUCGCCGAGCUUUUGUCAGACCAAAAGUUUGUCAGACUAAGCUAUGCAUCCUAGUUCGAAUCCUAAUUUCAGCUCGCUUUCCAGAUCGAGCUAUUGGAUUAAGUUCAAGGCCCGGUUUUAGAACUACGUUUAUUGUAGGCGAGCCUAGCCAGUAA